This is a messenger RNA of Bolinopsis microptera, 923 nucleotides long. RefSeq names its product cilia- and flagella-associated protein 299-like. The record is from RefSeq and is a predicted model, not a curated record. Lineage: Eukaryota; Metazoa; Ctenophora; Tentaculata; Lobata; Bolinopsidae. The transcript is spliced from 2 exons. Bases 2 to 712 code for a protein of 236 amino acids.
GAUGGACACAGCCCUUGAAGUGCCGGCAGGGGGCGACUCUUUUGCUGAAUUCCCAACCUAUGAGGACUUUCUUAACUCACAGAUUACCUCCAUGGAUUUGUAUUAUCUGGAGGACGAAGAACUAGCUCGUCAACUUGUUGAACUAGGAUACCGGGGAAGUGGUGAAGUUCUGAAGCGGGAGGAAUUCGAAGCACGCAAACAGCUAGCUGAGGCAAGCAGGCUCUCGAAACGGAGCCAAAAGAAAACCCUAGCGAGUGCUAAUAAAAAUCUUGAGAAUUAUCCUUUCUUGGAAGCUUUAGCACAAAGAGAGGAAGCCAACAAAACAGGAAAGAUGACGUCUAUUAUUUUUAUCAGAGAUAAGAACGCUAAAGGUCAAGAGAUAUCAGGGUAUAUUGACUUUGCUCAUCGCCUAAAAACAGAGGAUUUCGAGCCGUACUUCACAGGAAAGAAAAGAGUCCUCCCAAAACUUACCGACCUCAGUUUUUACAACUGGGAAACCCAAAAGAGUACAUCAAAUGCGACUCCCAACUAUCAAGUCAUCGCUGAUAACGCCUCAGGGCUUCUCUUCAAAAACAAGAGAGAUAGAAAGAUCGUCAAUGUUGAUCCUAAAGCUGCCCGGCCUGGUGACAACUCAUCUCGGGUUCCUAUAGAUAGUCAGGGACAAUAUAUUCAGGUUGUUAUCUACGAUCAUAUCACCCGACGGAAAACGUGAAGUGUUUCUAUUCAAUUCUUUAUCGGUUUUAUGAGACCUUAUUGGCAUGAAUUCCUUGUCUUUACCGUCAUGAAAUGUACACUUGCUAACCAAUGAAAUGGUUUGAGCUGCAAGAUGGCUCUUGGUCAAAGUUUUAAAAAUAUUUAUGCUGGCCGAUUCAUCUGUAAUUCGUUGUAAUAAUUGUGAUACGAAAGAAAUUUUUAUAUUUUAA